GCGAGUGGGAGUAGAGCGAGCGAAUCGUUCGGCUCGCGGCAUUCGUCGAUUCAGUGCAGCAGUCCUGUGUGAGCUCCGCGCGCCCUUGAUACGCACCGGAGCUACGUCGCCGCGUCUUUCUUUAGAAAACACGAACACAAAGACCGACGGAAUAUCCUAUUAGACCCACCGGGCCGGCCACCGCUAUCUCGGAGAAGACGUGGGGUGAGAAGUGGAGAAGCGGAGGCUUUUUGAAACGGCAUGCUCCGAUGAAACCCAACAUGGCGCUGCUGCGAGGUACGGGCAGGCUGAAUUAAUUUUUGAGUCGGCGGACCCCAGUCUCCACCUGUAUCCUCGGGCUCAGCCGCACGACACACGUCGUCGCCCAAACUACCGGACAAUAACGUUGGGCUUUUUCCUUUUUGAACCAUAUCAGUAAUUUCCAUGUUUCCCCCCUCUGACGCGAGAGCUUCUUAGCCUACUGACCUGCGCGUUUCAUGGAAAACUAAGUGACAUUCACAAUUAAAGUCCAGCGGAAAUGUGAGGCGGGGAGUUGCCUGGAAAUAACGGAGAGAGAGGAACUCUUUGUACGCCUCGUUUUUCUUAUCGGUGCCAGAGGAUAACCUGUUUGGCACUUUUUACUGGUCUUCUGGGUCCGUCACUGGGCGUCCUGGUCUUACGUCCGCGCGGAUCGCUGCUCUCCCAGUUAACUUGGCCAAACAGGAAAAAGGCGUGAGUUGGGGCACGACCACGACGGCUGGAGAUAACAGCAAUUAACCAGUUUGCAUGUCCCCAUAGGGCAACAUCUGUUCGUGAUGUCGAUGCUGAGACGCAGACCAACCUGGAACUGAGACAAGGGAACCACAUCACACAAAACAUGGUAGAUGCGAGGCUUACGCCUAUCGGGCUCGACCGAGGCACUCUAAUGCGGGACAGCCUCCGUCUGCACGGUGGGGUGGUCUACCCCGGGAUCCGGGCCCUGCCGGCCGAGAAGGGCCGGGAGGGGACGUCCCUGCCCCUGGGUUACGGCCGGGACGGCCUCCCGGAGCUCAUCUACAAGCCUGACGGCUCCAUGGACAGCCGCAAGCCGACCAACGGCUACCUAGGCCUGUACAAGGGCGCUCCAAUGGGCCUCCACAAGCCUGUGAUGGUGCAGGGGACCGGAGCGGAAGGCCUGGGCCUGGAAUGUAGAGCGGGUGGGCCGGGGGACAAGAGGGCAUCAGAGCUGAGCCUGGCUGGCGCCGGCGGUAGCUACCUCCGUCUGCCCUGGCUCAGCCCCUACCCCGAGGCCAACAUGUAUCCCUAUAUGGACUCCUCCAAAUAUGCCGCCCUGAGCAUGUACAAAGCCUCCCUGCUUAGCCAGUCCAACCCCUACCUCCCCCAGCACCUGGCCUACCCCUCGCUGUGUGCCGCCCAGGGGGGCAGUGUGAACCAGGCCGCCGCCUCCGCUGCCGAGCGGCUGUACUACAUGCCGCCCUAUCCGCCCUCUCCCAUCUCCUCGCCCAUGGUGGCUCCUCCGAUGAGGAUUCCCGCGGUGACGGUGGCCCCCACCUCCAUGGUGCACUGCCAGGACAAGGGGCUUAGCGUGGGCUCGCCGUUCGGACAGCAGCUCCACCAGCCCUCGUCCCACACCCAGCAUCACCAGGCCAACCCUGACAGAGACAGAUCUCCAAACAGGAGCGGCAAAACAAACAGACCCCCUUCCCGCAAAAGCCUUGGCAGUAGUAACGCUGGCGGUAACGGUGGUAACGGUAGUAGCUCUGGCAGCGGCAACAACAACAACAACGGUGGAAACAACGGCAGUAGCUCCAUCGACUCUUCUCCUCGUGCCUCUUCUCGCAUCCCCCACCCUCCCCAAGCUCUGUCCGACGGCUCUGUGGACUUACAAAGACCGGUGGCUAGAAUGGGUCAGCCGCCCACCUCUUCCACCUCUUUAUUAUCCUCCCAGUCCAUUCCCCAUCCGUACUCUGUCAACGGCAUGGCACCAGAGCAGCCCUCUCCGGCCCGACCCAGUCCCCAUAAGCCCCGGCCCAGGGACGGCCCGUCGGAGCAAAGAGCCGAGCGCGGCGAGAGGAGAGCGAGCAGGUCCCCUUCCAAACCCAGUUUCGACCGGGCUGCUCAUCAGUCCUCUGCAACCAAAGACCCGGCGGAGAAGCCCCUGGACCUCUCUGGAAGGAUGCUUGAGUUUGGCCUGCCCCCUAACGGCUACCCUGUAAAGAUGGACGCUUUGACUCCAGGGGCCCGCUACGGGCUGCCCCCCAGCCGUGAGCUCUUAAAGGAGACCCUUUCCCUGUCUCCUCCUUUGCAUCCCCACCCGGUGGGCAGCAGCACUUCCUCCAAGGUCUCUGAGAGGCCCGAGAUAAUCAGCACUUUACACUCCUCCUGGGUGGUGCCCAACCCGUCCCCAUCCCAUGCUCAGCACAUGCCGGGUUUACCCUCUUCCCCGAGGCCCAACCCCAGCCAGGACCCAGGCUCAGUCCAAGCCAAAAGCUCCUCCCCGUCGGUCAUCAAACACAAGGGCCUUGAGAAGGUGCUGCCUCAGCAGCGCAGCUCCUCCUGUCCACGGAUAGGAGAGCCCAACCACACCAUGCCCUCCGCCCAACACCCUAGCUCAUCUCUCAUCCCAUCCAGGCCUGUUUCCCCGAGGCCCAACGGGGACUGGCCCAAACACAGCCCCAACCCAUCAGAACAUCACCAUCACCGAGAGGGGGGAGACAAGUCCUCCCAGUCCUCUAAGAGAGGGGAGACGGCUCCCGAUGUAACUUCAUACAAAAGGCAGUGUUUGGAGAACGGUCACCUUUACCUCUCUCAGAGCGACGCCUACUUGAACCACAGCUUGGCCUACGCCAAUAGAUACCUGCAAUACUCUGUCCCCGAUGGAAUGGCCCUCCACUCCCUUCCCCUGGGGGCCAAAGGCCCUGUUUACCCUCACCCAGUGUUAUUGGGCAGCAACAGCCUUUACCCAACCCACUUGGCGGCCAAGCACCCCUUACCAUACCACAACCUGGCCGCUCCAUCUGGGGGAGAGUACCUCACCUUUAACUCCCAGGAGAUGUCCCACCCCCUGAUGCAGACCCACACCGAAGCUAAGCUCCAGGAAAGGGGGGAUGUGAGCCUAAAGCCCAGGGGAAUAGACAAGCCCAGGAGUCAGGCGGAUGAAUGUGGAGGUAACCGGGACCGGGCCGGAGCCAUGGCUAGGUGUGAAGGGAGCCAAAGGAUACUGGAAAAGGGAGCGGGGGAGCCGGGCGCGAGCCACGCAAACCCGCCGUCCUCUUCUGCAUCGUCGAGGGAGAGAAUCGUCUGCAUUGACCUUGUUCACUCCGACACGGACGCAGAGUCUACCCCUAAAGUGCACAAGCUGCCGCCUUUGGUUCCAGGCGCAAAAGUCAACCAAAAUGAAUGUGACAACCAAAACCAGACGAAGUCUGAAUACGAGCCAAAACAUCCCCGUCUCCCUUCUCCUCCUCUCGCCUUCCCGACCGGCCUUACCCCCAACCUGAAGGCACCCCACCACGACCGGCGCUCAGACACCGCCUUUGGGCACAUGAGGCUGGCCCCGGUCGCCGGCUGUGCCAGCGGGACGUCAAGCUCGCCCCAGUGCUCCCCGGCACGGAGUCCCAGCCCGGACCUCGGGGACCAGGACCAGAGCACGCUGAGCUGCGCCCGGACGUCGGGCGAGCGCGGGAAGUGCAAAGGAGAGCGACGAGGCCCCGCUUACGCGCCUCAGACGUGCAGUGACCUGGAAAUGGAGGCCGAGCGAGAAAUCCUGCGCGGCAGAAGGGCUGAGAGGGAAGACGGCAUCGUGGACCCGGAGGACUCUAACGGGGAGUGCGAUGAGGAUGACGACGACGACGACGACGACGACCAUUCGUCCAGGGGCUCACGGAGGUCCAGCCUGGCCAAGAGGAUUGCAAACUCCACGGGCUAUGUGGGCGACCGCUUCAAAUGUGUCACCACAGAGCUAUAUGCAGACUCCAGCAAGCUGAGCCGGGAGCAGAGAGCCCUGCAGAUGGAAGUCAUAUCACAAGAGGAGAGUAAUAUAAGUCAACCUGCUGCUAACUGGGAGCGGGCGAUGAUGCGGUUCUCGGAGCUGGAGCUGAAGGAGAAGGAGGGCGGCGGUGUGUGUGUGUCUGCGCCGGGUGCGGGACGCGAAUUGGCAGACUGCCAGCGAGAGCAAAUGCUGGAACACGGCCAGCUCACCGCCAGGCAGGCGGAGAGGGAGGGGGUACGGCCGGCCUACGGCAACAACCGGGUCCCGGUCCUGCAGCGCUGCGGCGGGGCCCUCCGGGAACCCCUGCUGGGAGGGCAGGGCCCGGCGGACGGGGCCAGGAAAGGUGCGCGGGAGGCCGACAUCGGACACGGCGUGCCCCCCACCUUGGCACCGGCUAAUGGGCACCUCGUGGAGCGGGGCGCUCCCCCCGGCGUGGGGCCCGCCAGGAAGCGGCCCCUUUGCCCCGAGGCCGGGGAGCAGAGGCCGCAGGAGGCGGAGGGGGAGGCGCGGGGGGAGCGGGACAGGACGUCCCACCCAGAGAAGAGAGCCAAGCUUUGUACUGACGACCACCGGCCGGCCUUCCCCCCCGACGAGGAGGAGGAGGAAGAGGACGAGGACGUGAGGAAGCUGAAGGUGUGCAUCGAGCUGAAGGGGCUGAGGCUCAGCAAGCCCAACGCCCUCGGCGCUGCCUCGCCCGACCGGCCCGACAUCAAGCAGGAGCGGGCGUGGCCCCAGCCCCACCCCCAUCCCCGCAUGUCGGGCCAGGCCCCCAGCCCCUGGGAGAGGAGGGCCCGACCCGGCGGCCCUGAGGACAAGGCGGCGGCGGCAGCGGCGGCGCAGAGAGCGGAGAUCCACAGGAAGUGGGGCUGCGAGAGGUCGUCUUACGGCGGCCCCGUCGCCCCCGCCCUCCCCCCUCCCGGCCAGCCCAAGGACCGAGAGCCCCCGCUUGCGCCCGUCGCCGGGGAGCGGCCGUGCGGGCCCCGGGACGUCAGGAGGGCGCCCCCCUCGCCCGCCCCCUCGGACCACCUGGGUGCCGGGGACCCCGUCGCCGCCAAGCCCCGUCGCCACGGCGACGUGGACAAGCCCAAGGGCAAGCGCCCCUGCAAGACCAAGCACACCAGCCAGAGGGAGCGGCGCCGGGGGGAGGCCACGCCCACCGGCCCUCGCUGCGCCAGCGACCCGGGGGCCGCGGUGGACGACGACGACGACGGCAACAACAAGUCAAGCGAGCAGCGCAGCGCCGCCAGGAGGAGCGCCGCCUCUCCCGAUCAUUACCCCGGCUCUCCGGUCAAGCCCUGCUCCCCCGGCUGCCCGGCCCCGCCGCCCCCCCCACAGCCCCAGGCCACCGCCAGGGGGGCCGCCCCUGCCGAGGGAGCGGGGCCGCCGCGCAGGCCCUCCCCCGCCGAGCCCCCCGCCGUGCGGCCCGUUCCGCCGGAGGCACGGCGUCUGAUCGUGAACAAGAACGCCGGCGAGACCCUGCUGCAGAGAGCGGCGCGGCUCGGCUACGAGGAGGUGGUGUUGUACUGUCUGGAGAACCGCGUGUGUGAGGUGAAUCACCGCGACUACGCGGGCUACUGCGCGCUCCACGAAGCCUGCGCCCGCGGCUGGCGCACCAUCGUCCAGCAUCUGCUGGAGCACGGGGCGGACAUCAAUUGCAGCGCCCAGGAUGGCACCAGACCGAUCCACGACGCUGUGGAGAACGACCACCUGGACGUGGUGCGGGUGCUGCUGUCUUACGGGGCCGACCCCACCCUGGCCACCUACUCCGGCCGCGGGCUGCUGAAGAUGACCCACAGCGACAACAUGGAGCGCUUCCUCAUCGAUUAUUUUGCUGAUCUCCAGGGCCGGCCGGAUGACGACCCGGGACUUUAUUGGGAGUUCUACGGCAGCGCUGUGUGCGAGGCCGGCGAGGAGGGCGGGGCCUUCGACAUCCUGGCGGACCCUCCCGGUCCGGACGAGGAAGACGAGGAGGAGGACAAGCGGGAGCUGUUUGAGUUUGAGUUCUCCGACCGGCCCCUGCUGCCCUGCUACAACAUCCAGGUGUCCCUCUCCCAAGGGCCCAGGAACUGGCUGCUGCUGUCGGACGUGCUGCGGCGGCUCCGCAUGUCGGCGCGGGGCUUCCGGCAGGCCUUCCCCCACCUGGAGGUGGUGACGGUGGCGGAGGCGGAGUUCUACCGGCAGGCGUCGCUCUCCCAGCUGUUCAACUGCCCCGACGAGCUGGACGCCUUCCAGCCCGACAGCAAGGAGCUGCUGGACCUGGUGGAGGGCGGCGCCGAGCUGGCCGCCCUGCUGGGCUCCACCCUGGAGUGCCUGGACGGCCGCUGGGAGCUGCCCUCGGUGGACCGCUUCAAGGAGAAGAUCAAGACCAUCGGCCGGCUGGGCUCCUCGUGACCCCCGACCCCGUAGGGAGACAGUUUGCCGAGGGAGCCUAUCGUGGGCGGUGGCGGUGGAGGUGGAGGUGGUGGUGGUGGUUGAGAGGGGGAGGGAUGAUUUCAAAGCCUUACACGUCGUUGCCGUGGCGCUGCAGGCCCCUGCUCUGGGGUCAGGGCCGGGGCGCUGUACUGAAGGACAGACAGAGACAGACACAGACGGACGGCUGGCUGAUGAAGCCGCUGAAAGAUUUCCCUCCAGCAAGCGAGCAUUGAGGAAAUGCAGACUUAUGAAACUUAACAACGGUCUUAUUUUUAUAAGUGGAUUAAUAUAUGUAUGAAAUAUAUAUACAUCUAAAAGAGUUUUUUUCUGUUUGUUUCUCAUCACUCCUCUGAUAAAGAUUUUAUGGAAGAUGUCUGAAGCUAAACUUACAGACAGUGUGAGGACACAGCACGUUGUGCUUUAUGUUGCUGUUCAGCAUAGAUUACCGAGGCAGUUCUGUUGAAUGUGGCAAUUGUGUUUAUAGGAAGCACACAAUGUAUUUUCCCCUCCUUAGCGCUGUAGCGCUUGCUUGAGCCUCAGGGGCUAUCGUUUUGUUUUUUUAACCGAUGUUAAAAUUUUGCCCUUAAUUUAGUCUCUAAUUUAACAUGGAAACUACAAAAUGUGUUGUAUAAUAAAGUUUUAAGAUGUUGAUAUUCACUCUUCGGCACAGAGCUUGUAUAUAACAGGGAGGCUAUUGCAGUAAAGUAAUUUUUGGUGUGUCAUUUUUGUUUUAACUUUGUAAUUAAAAUAUCUCAUUUGUAUUUAUAUUUUACAAAAAAAGUUGCUUUAAAAUAAAUAUACAACUGCAAGACGAAA
This is a messenger RNA of Gadus morhua (Atlantic cod), 7198 nucleotides long. It is a transcript of the gene bcor, whose product is annotated as BCL6 corepressor. Bases 857 to 6361 code for a protein of 1834 amino acids. The transcript is spliced from 14 exons. Gene Ontology annotation, biological process: negative regulation of transcription by RNA polymerase II. NCBI's taxonomy places the organism in Eukaryota, Metazoa, Chordata, Actinopteri, Gadiformes, Gadidae. The record is from RefSeq and is a predicted model, not a curated record. Gene Ontology annotation, molecular function: protein binding; transcription corepressor activity. Gene Ontology annotation, cellular component: nucleus.